AUGAGGCCAUUUCUCCCAUUGCUCUCGCUGAGCGCAGUCGCUCAGGCGCUGUACUUCUACAUUGACGGCACCUCGCCCAAGUGCUUCUUCGAGGAGCUCCCCAAGGACACGCUCGUCGUUGGCCACUACACUGCCGAGGAGUGGGAUGACCGGAUCAAUCAGUGGGCCAAGCACGAUGGUCUCAGCAUCUACAUUUCCGUUGAUGAAACCUUCGACAACGACCACCGUGUGGUUUCUCAGCGCGGCCAGGCAUCAGGUCGUUUCACCUUCACGGCUGCCGACGCCGGCGACCACAUGCUCUGCUUCACCCCUUCUUCCACCUCUGGCCGCGCCGGCUGGCUCUCGCUCCACUCCCACAACGGUGGUAUCCGUCUGACACUUGACCUCGCUAUCGGCGAGAGCACCGAGAUCGAGAGCUCCGACAAGAGCAAGCUCGAGGAUAUCGCGACCCGCGUCAAGGACCUCAACGCUCGUCUGCAGGAUAUUCGCAGGGAGCAAGUCUUCCAGCGUGAACGCGAAGCCGAGUUCAGAGACCAGUCCGAAUCCACCAACGCCCGUGUCAUCAGAUGGAUGCUUAUCCAGCUCACCGUUCUCGCUGUUACCUGCACCUGGCAAUUGUCUCACCUGCGGUCAUUCUUCAUCAAGCAGAAGCUCACAUAA
This is a messenger RNA of Colletotrichum abscissum, 660 nucleotides long. Its product is annotated as emp24/gp25L/p24 family/GOLD. Gene Ontology annotation, biological process: intracellular protein transport; Golgi organization; endoplasmic reticulum to Golgi vesicle-mediated transport. The record is from RefSeq and is a predicted model, not a curated record. The transcript has 3 exons. Bases 1 to 660 code for a protein of 219 amino acids. Gene Ontology annotation, cellular component: endoplasmic reticulum-Golgi intermediate compartment; endoplasmic reticulum; Golgi apparatus. NCBI's taxonomy places the organism in Eukaryota, Fungi, Ascomycota, Sordariomycetes, Glomerellales, Glomerellaceae.